Molecule: messenger RNA, 656 nt
Organism: Venturia canescens
Lineage: Eukaryota; Metazoa; Arthropoda; Insecta; Hymenoptera; Ichneumonidae
Gene: NP15.6
Product: NADH dehydrogenase [ubiquinone] 1 beta subcomplex subunit NP15.6
Exons: 1
Coding region: 21-455 (144 amino acids)
Source: RefSeq, a predicted model, not a curated record
GUUGUUUUAUCGAAUUUAGAAUGGCGGCUCUUAUGCGUCUGGGUGCAGUCCGUUCCUUGGCCAAUUCUUUCGCAAGAUCGGCCUUCAAAGGACGUAGAAACAUAAACACAUCUUCGGGGAAGAAGACGGUCGAGGCUGCUGGUGACACAUGUGCUCCAUCGAAGAAGAAAAAUUGGGUUACUUAUGGAUACUCCACCACAGACCCUGUGCUCGAUCGUAUUGCUAUGCACGUGUCAUCUUUUAUGGCGAUAUCUCUGUGUCUCGUCACCGGCGGUAUCUACCUUAUUUUUGCACCUGACCCUGGAAUGCGUGAAUGGGCUCAGCGAGAAGCCUACCUUGAGCUCAGACGUCGAGAAGCAUUGGGAUUGCCAGCUGUUGACCCGUUCUAUGUAGAUCCUGAUAAAGUGGUAUUACCCACUGACGAGGAAUUAGGUGAUACAGAUAUUAUCAUAUAAAAAAUGGAAAAAAAACAAAGUUCAUAUUCAAACCGAGUUGUCACACCAAAACGUUUGUUGGGACUCAUUUGUAAUGUAUUUAUAAUUAAUAGAACAAAAAUGAAAGAGAGUCGUGUAGCGAUAUGUGAAUUCAAGUCCAGGGGAGGUACUUUCUUAGGGCUCUAAAUAUAAUAUCUAUAAUAAAUCAUGUUCAAAAGAUUA